Molecule: messenger RNA, 3382 nt
Organism: Diorhabda carinulata
Lineage: Eukaryota; Metazoa; Arthropoda; Insecta; Coleoptera; Chrysomelidae
Gene: Vha44
Product: V-type proton ATPase subunit C
Exons: 10
Coding region: 180-1520 (446 amino acids)
Biological process (GO): proton transmembrane transport
Cellular component (GO): lysosomal membrane; vacuolar proton-transporting V-type ATPase, V1 domain
Molecular function (GO): proton-transporting ATPase activity, rotational mechanism
Source: RefSeq, a predicted model, not a curated record
UGACAGAUGACGGCACCAACAAUCACGUGAAACUUCAAUAACGAUCAGCUGGGCCAACUGUGAACUGGGGAGUGGUUGAAAGGGGUGUUUUUCUAGAUUUGCUCUAUUUUCGAAGCACUCAUACAUCUCAUUUAGAGAGAAGUAAAAGAAGUAGUUCAACAUCACACCAUUCAGAAGAAAUGAGUGAAUAUUGGUUGAUAUCUGCUCCUGGUGACAAAACCUGUCAGCAGACAUGGGAUACCAUGAACAACAUGACUAGUAAACAAAAUAAUUUAUCCACUAAUUAUAAAUUUCAAAUACCGGAUUUAAAAGUUGGUACUCUUGAUCAAUUAGUAGGUCUUUCCGAUGAUUUGGGUAAACUCGAUGGGUUUGUCGAACAAGUUACUAGAAAAGUGGCUCAUUAUCUCGGAGAGGUAUUAGAGGAUCAAAAGGACAAGCUGCAGGAAAACCUGAUGGCUAAUAACGGUGGGCGACCGCCCGACAAAGAUGGCGGUGGAGGUGGUUUUCCGGUGAACGACAGGGAUUCGGAAAGUUCUUCGGGCGUUUACGUGACGCCACUGCAAUCGCCCGCCGACACGGAGAGUUCCACAACAACCACACCCGAUCAGUCCCCACAAGUCGAUACGUGCCAACCAAUCUUGGGGCCAGCGGAUUUACCGAGUUAUUUGACCAGAUUUCAAUGGGAUAUCGCUAAAUAUCCCAUAAAACAAUCGCUGCGCAACAUCGCCGAUAUUAUAAGUAAGCAAGUCGGUCAAAUCGACGCCGAUCUCAAAACCAAAUCGGCCGCUUAUAAUAAUUUGAAGGGAAAUCUCCAAAAUUUGGAGAAAAAACAAACGGGAAGUUUAUUGACGCGCAACUUGGCGGAUUUGGUAAAAAAAGAGCAUUUCAUUCUAGAUUCCGAAUAUUUGCAAACGCUACUGGUUAUUGUUCCGAGGGCUCAAACGGCCGAAUGGAACGCGACGUACGAAAAAAUCACCGAUAUGAUAGUACCGCGUUCGUCUCAAUUAAUAACCCAAGAUAACGAAUACGGUUUAUAUACGGUGUCUCUUUUUAAAAAAGUCGUCGAAGAAUUCAAAUUGCACGCCAGAGAAAAGAAAUUCAUCGUAAGAGAUUUUACUUAUAACGAGGAGGAAUUGGCAGCUGGGAAAAACGAAAUAACCAAAUUGGUUACCGAUAAGAAAAAGCAGUUCGGUCCUUUGGUUAGAUGGUUGAAAGUUAAUUUUAGCGAAUGUUUCUGUGCCUGGAUUCACGUCAAAGCCUUAAGAGUAUUCGUCGAAUCUGUCUUAAGAUAUGGUUUACCAGUCAAUUUCCAAGCUAUAUUGAUACACCCCAAUAAGAAGAUGACGAAACGUUUAAGAGACGUUUUGAAUCAACUUUACGGUCAUUUAGAUAGUAGCGCUGCUCUUUCGGGACCCAACGUCGACAGCGUGGACAUUCCCGGCCUCGGAUUCGGCCAAUCCGAAUAUUACCCUUACGUUUAUUACAAAAUCAACGUCGAUAUGAUAGAAUCGAAGAUCUAAAUUAGAAAAAAUAAAAAAUUGAAUCCUUUUACUUAUAUUAUAGGUUUCAAAAUACAUAAUAAUAAUAAUAAAUAUUCAAAACUGAAAAUAUUUUUCGCAUCUAUAUAUAUAUUUCAGAGGGGCCCUUUUGAAAUAAUGCGCGUAUUUCGUCAUCCAAAUAGAAAAUUAAUAUUUUUACAUGCAAUAUUCCACUAUUUUUUAUAUGUUUUAAAAGGCAUUUACUCAUUUUUUUUUGUUUGUGUCAUAUUAUCUCGUAUAAUACCCGAACGAACCAAAAAUUUCCCUUACCGUUGCGGUACGGUUAAGUGUGACGCGGCCCUAAUAAUCCUAUCGGAUUUUCCCUUUUUCCGGUAUUAUUGCGGUGCCGUUUAUUGUGACCCGGCCUUAAUACUACUUAAUCUCCCAUGAAAUUUUCCUCCACUCUUUUAAUGCUUCGUUAUAGUUUUUUUUUUGUUAUUAUUUAAUGAUCUAAAGUCUUCUCAAACUCAUUAUCGGUACGUGACGCUAAAUUAAACCCGACACACGCGUAACGGUACCGCAAAUCGUCCGUGUAUGAUUGAUCGCAUCUUAUUUUAACAUAUUGCGGUGUCGUUUAUUAUGACCCGGCCUUAAUACUACUUAGUUUCUCAUGAAAUUUUCCUCCACUAUUUUAAUGCUUUGUUGUUUUUCUAUGGUCAUUGUUUUAUGAACUAAAAUCUUCUUGAACUCAUUAUCGGUACGUAAUGCUCAAUUAAGCCCGACACAAGCGUAACGGCACCGUAAAUCGACCAUAUAUGAUUGAUCGCAUCUUAUUUUGACAUUCCGGUGUCGUUUAUUGUGACCCGGUCUUAAUACUACUCAAUUUCUCACGGAUCUUUCCUAUUUUAGAUAUAAUUCGUGCUUUAUAAGUGUCAUUCCUACUGAUCUUUUACUUCUCUUAACGUAGCAUAAAACAAUCUCGUAUAUACAGAGUGUUCAAUUACAAAUUUUAUUUUAUAUAAAUCCAUUAUUUGAUUCGUAACAUUCGAUAGGAAAAACCAACGUAUUUUUUUGUGUUUUUGGUCAUUAUAUCGGAAUGUAAAACGGUCUAUAUUAAGGUCGAUACACACUUAAAUUGAUAUUUUCACUCCCAUUUCAAGAUUGUCUAAUUUUUUUUGGCACAUUAAGUCAUCGGUGCGUUUAGUUACGGUAACGGUUAUUGUCCACCUUAAUAUUAUUCAAUACCUUCGAUUUUAUAGAGUGUUUUAUUACCGUCUUGUGGAUGGAUAUUUUUUGUGUUAUAUUUGGGGAUUUUUCGUUAAACUGGCUUUUAGCUUGUGCGGGACUUUACCGUCUAGUGUGACUCUACCUUAAUCCUAUUGUUUCUAAAUUCGAUAUUUUUGGUGGUUUUUGAGUUUUUUUGUUAAUUAUUAAUAUUUUAUUGGAUUGAUGGAAUGUUUGGGUAUUAUACGGGGGUUAUUAAAUAUAUUUAGACGUAGUGAGAUGCUUAAAAGUUGACAAUACAUUUCAUUGUUUGUUUUCUCCUGGGGUAGCAAUUUUUUUCUUCGUAAAACAGUAUUCAUUGUACAUAAAUAUUGUAUAUAUAUAUAUGAUAAUAAUAAUACGAAAAUAAUAAAAUAUUUUGCCUUUUGAAUCUAUUUAUAUAAUGAUGAUGAUGAUUCCAUAAUUGUAUAGUUUCGAUUAUUAGUAGGACUAAUAAUUUUUUUUUGAAAAUAUUAAAAAAAAAUUUACGAAAAUUUUUUAAAAAUAAUUAUUUUUCGAAAAUAAUUUUUUUGCGAAAAUUUUUCAAAAAUAAUUUUUUUCGAAAAUUUUCAAAAAUAAUUUUAAGCGGUUAUUUGUUCUAUGUAAUUGUUAGAAAAUGAAAAAUAAAUAUUUGAAUUGUU